Brienomyrus brachyistius is the source of this 8363-nucleotide messenger RNA. RefSeq names its product C3 and PZP like alpha-2-macroglobulin domain containing 8 (gene cpamd8). The transcript is spliced from 42 exons. The record is from RefSeq and is a predicted model, not a curated record. Gene Ontology annotation, cellular component: extracellular region. The coding region runs from base 518 to 5989 and encodes 1823 amino acids. Gene Ontology annotation, molecular function: protein binding; endopeptidase inhibitor activity. NCBI's taxonomy places the organism in Eukaryota, Metazoa, Chordata, Actinopteri, Osteoglossiformes, Mormyridae.
GCGCUUUGCAGCUUAGAAAGGGACGGACCGAAGGGGAAACGAGCCGCGAUACCAACUCGUACCAUUUGUAGGAACAAAAGCUGAGAAACUUCAAAGAGGAGAGCAUGCAAAAGAAAACGGAACGAUGUCUCCACGAGCAGGAGAUGCAGGCUGUUAAAAAAUACAUCACUUGUUUUAUAUAGAGGAACAUUUGUGGGGGUGGACGCAAAUAAUUUGUAAUGCUGAAAUAUGAGAGAGCGAAACUGAGGCGGGUGAAUCGGGCACGCCAAAGGGGAGACAGUGUGUGUUUUCAGUGAAGUUAAGCUUACCAAAAAACCUGCAAGGAACAGGAUUUCUCAAAGUGGGGUAAAACGUGAUCCAUAUUCUCUGACACAAGGGGGGAAUCGAGCGGCCGAUUUCGCUUCUUUCAAACACUUCUGCACCCCUCGGCGGGUCGCCUUUAUAACACUUAUUAUCCAAGCGCCUUUCAGAUCGGAGAAGCUGCGGCGUCCCACGCUACGUUCAAGUCAAGAUUACAAUGAAAGUGGCGAAGUUCCGCAGAGCAUCAUGGAUUCUUUCAUUGACUGUUUCCAUCUGUAUUGUCACUGAAAGUUAUUCACAAGACAGGCAGGGGUAUUUGAUCGCUGCUCCCUCUGUGUUCCGUGCGGGUGUGGAGGAAGCCCUGAGCGUCACCAUCUUCAACGCUGUGGCGGACACGCGUGUGCAGGUGCAGUUGUCCGUGAAAGGCGAGGCCGUGGCCCACAGCCAUGGCACUGUGCGUGACAAAGGCACAAUCAAAUUGAAGGUGCCCCCUGGGUUGCGUGGACAGGCCCAUCUGAAGGUCUGGGGCAAUCGGCACCUGACCGAGGAGGGCUACAUCUUUCACAAUCACACCACAGUGACAGUGGACAGCAAGGGCACAGCCGUCUUCAUCCAGACGGACAAGCCGGUGUACAGACCCCGGCAGAAAGUGCUUAUUAAUGUGUAUUCAGUCAUGCCAAACCUGAGGCCAGCGAAUGACAAGAUGGACGCUUACGUUGUGGACCCGAGAGGAUCCCGGAUGAUUCAGUGGACAGACCCCAAACCUUUGUGUUGCGGAAUCGUGAAUAUGAGUUUCCCCCUGUCGGACCAGCCGGUGUUUGGCGAGUGGCUCAUCUUUGUGGAGAUGCAGGGACACACUUACAACAAGUCCUUUGAGGUGCAGAAAUAUGUGAUGCCCAAGUUCGAGUUGAUUAUUGAUCCGCCGCGAUACAUCCGUGACCUGAACGCAUGUGAGCAGGCAGCAGUGCAUGCCAGGUACACAUUUGGGAAACCAGUAGUAGGCAAGCUGACAGUGAACAUGACUGUGAACGGAGUGGGAUAUUACCGCCAUGAACUGGGCCAUCCGGUGGUGAAGACCAUGGACAUCAAAGGAUCUGUGACCUUUGACCUCUGCGUAAGGGAAAUGAUGCCCGUCGACGUGGCCGACCACUUCCGGGGCACGGUCAACAUAUGGGCGUCAGUGAACAGUGUGGAUGGGGGGCGGCAGACCAUGUUCCAUGACUCGACACCUGUCCAUAAGCAGCUGAUUGACAUAAAGUACUCCAAGGACACACGCAAGCAGUUCAAACCUGGUCUACCCUACAAAGGCAAGGUGGAGGUGACCUACCCAGAUGGGAGCCCGGCGGACGGGGUGAAGGUGAGAGUAAAGGCUGAGCUGACGCCCAAGGACAACGUAUAUGCCAGCGAGCUGACGUCCAGAUCGGGCCAGGCCGUGUUCGAGAUUCCCUCCAUCCCAACGGCAGCUCAGUAUGUCUGGUUGGAGACCAAGGUCACGACGAUUGAUGGCAAGCCAGCUGGAGACCAGUACCUUCCUAAUUACUUGUCAAUCAGCAGCUGGUAUUCACCCAGCAAGUGUCACAUCCAACUACAGAGUCCCAGUAAACCUCUGCAGGUUGGUCAGGAGGCUGAGAUUGCUCUGAAAUCUACCUGCCCCUGUAAUUUCACACUCCAUUAUGAGAUAGCUUCACGCGGAAACAUUGUACAGUCUGGUAAACGGCUGGUGAACGUCACCAAUCAUCGUGCCAAGAGAGCGACUGUCACCUUUGACAAAAAUAUCCACACCACGUUGCCCCCUAGUGGCUCUGCCUCAGCAGCCUCUUCGGCACAGACCGAGGCAGACGUUUGUGUUUCCGCUCUGGCCUUCACUGUCACUCCCGCCAUGACGCCGUUCAGUUGGUUACUGGUGUACUACGUGCGGGAGAAUGGGGAGGGAGUGACCGACAGCCUGCAGAUUCCCGUGCAGCCCAGCUUCGAGAAUCAGGUGUCUGUCUCUCUUUCUACCAACGAGUCGAUGCCAGGUGACCCUGUCAGUCUGCGGGUCAAAGGUGAGAAGGGAUCCUGUGUCUGCCUGGCCGCUGUGGACAAGAGCCUCUAUCUUGUCAAACCUGGCUUCCGGCUCAGCAUAGAUAAGGUGUUCAGGGAGCUUGUUGAAUUUGACGUGUCUGAUGCCUUUGGAGCACCCAAGGACGACGGCCACUUUUGGUGGCCAGGACUGUCAUCACGUCGAAAGAGGCGCUCGUCAGUCUUCCCCUGGCACUGGGACAUCACCAAAGAUGCCCGCUUUGCCUUCACGGAAGCUGGCCUGGUAGUGAUGACUGACUUGGUGAGCCUCAACCACCGGCAGAGCGGGGACAUGUACACCGAUGAGGCCGUUCCUGCCUUCCAGCCGCAUACGGCCACGCUGGUGGCCUCGCUGCCCCCCCGCGCCGUGCCCAGGGCGGAGAAACGCAGACGCACGUUUUUCCCAGAGACGUGGGUGUGGCACUGCCUCAACGUCAGCAAUGUAACUGGAGAAGCCGAGCUGCAAUUGGACGUUCCCGAUUCCAUUACUACCUGGGUGACUGAGGCGAUUGGCUUGUCAGAGGAAAAGGGGUUGGGCCUGGCCCAGAGGGCGGAGCUGCGUACAUUUAAGCCGUUCUUCGUGGACUUCACUCUGCCGUACAGCGUCAUUCGCGGGGAGCAGACCAAAGUGCCCCUUACAGUCUACAACUACCUGCCCUCCUGUGCAGAGGUUUAUGUGAAGGUAUCUGUGCCCAAAGGGAUCAAGUUUGUGGGGCACCCUGGAAAGAAUCACCUGACCCGCAAGAAGUGUGUUGCCGCGGGGGAGGUCACCCCCACAUCCAUCGUCCUGUCAUUCGCUGAACUGGGCGCGUCAAACAUCACAGCACGUGCCGUGGCCUACAGUGAACCAGAGUGCUGCAGCGAUGCAUUCCAGGCCACCAGACCGGGCAGAGGACCUCAGGAGACAGAGGACCGGAGCACAGCUAUCGGCAUGGACUUUGUGCGCCGGAGCGUGCUGGUGGAGCCAGAGGGCGUACCCAGGGAGUACACCUACAGUGUCUUCUUCUGCCCCAACGAAAGGAUACACAUCUCCACGCCCAACAAAUACGAGUACCAGUACGUGAAGAAGCCUGGGCACAUGACGCACUUCGAGGUGGCAGUGAAGACCCACAACGACGCCCACUUCGCCUUGUCGGCCAGCCCCCACGACAGCGCCGAGAUGGUGGAGAUCGUGCUGGGCGGUAGGCAGAACACUCGCUCCUGGAUCUCACUGGGAAAGAUGGGCGACCCGGUGGCCAGCGCCACCACACCCGGCAUCCUCUCCUGGGAUGAGUUCCGCAGUUUUUGGAUCAGCUGGAAGGGCGGCGUGGUCCAGGUUGGCCACGGCGUGCAGCCCUCCAACGAGACGGUGAUCAUGCACUGGGCCGGUCCCCUACUGGCUCAGGUGCGGCACGUGGGAUUCUCCACCGGCUGGGGCUCCGUGGGAGAGUUCAAGAUCUGGCGCAAGGAGGAUGUGGACGAGAACCACAAUGAGGCGUUCACCCUGGGGGUCCCACACAACGUGGUGCCUGGGUCAGAGAGGGCCACGGCCUCCAUGAUUGGGGAUGUCAUGGGUCCUACGCUCAGCAACCUGGACAACCUGCUACGGCUCCCCUUUGGCUGCGGUGAGCAGAACAUGAUCCACUUCGCGCCCAACGUCUUCGUGCUGAAGUAUCUGCAGAAGACCCAGCAGCUGAGCCCGGAGGUCGCGGCCGAGGCCACUGACUACCUGCUGCAAGGUUACCAGAGACAGCUAACCUAUAAGCGGCAGGAUGGCUCCUACAGCGCCUUUGGCGAGAGGGACUCGUCCGGCAGCAUGUGGUUGACGGCCUUCGUCCUGAAGUCCUUCUCUCAGUCACGCGGGUUCAUCUUCAUCGAUCCGGAGGAGCUGCAGGCUGCCAAGGCCUGGCUGAUCAGACACCAACGAGAGGGGGGCUCCUUCCCGGCUAUGGGCAGGAUCCUCAACAAAGACCUCCAGGGUGGGAUUCAUGGGAAAAUUUCCUUGACUGCAUACGUGGUGACUGCCCUCCUGGAGACGGGGAUAUCUACUGAGGAGGAGAAGAUGGCACUUUCCAAGGCCAAGGCUUUCCUGGAGGCUAACGCUUACUCGGCCGAUGACCCGUACACCGCGGCUGUGUCGGCCUACGCCUUGGCACUUCUGCGCAGCCCCUAUGCCCCCCUUGCCCUGCGGCGGCUCAACCACAUGGCAAUCACACAGGAUGGUUUCACCCACUGGAGCCUGACCGGCAGCACGGUGACAGAUGAGGACACCUUCAUGGGCUUCAGUGACGGCCUGUUUCAGUCAGUCGUGUCAGCGGAGGUGGAAAUGACCGCCUACGCCCUGCUCACCUACACGCUGCUGGGGGAUGUGGCGUCCGCCCUGCCCGUGGUGAAGUGGCUCUCUCAGCAGAGGAAUUCCCUUGGUGGUUUCUCCUCUACACAGGACACAUGCGUGGCCCUGCAGGCUUUGUCAGAAUACGCCAUCCUGUCAUACAUUGGCGGAGUCAACCUGACCAUCUCCCUGGCCUCCACCAACCUGGACUUCCAGGAGACCUUCGAACUGCAUAGAGACAAUGAAAAGAUCCUGCAAAGUGCCAAGAUUCCCAGCAUCCCCACGGGGCUCUUCGUCAGUGCCAAGGGAGAGGGCUGCUGCCUGUUGCAGAUUGACGUGUCCUACAGUGUCCCCGACCCUGUGCUCAGACCUGCUUUCCAGCUGACGGUGGCCCUGAAGGAGCCGAGAACAGAGCGCCACCCGCCUGCGGCCUCUCGCUCCCGCACUCGCUCCCGUGUCGAGAACCUCUCCGAGCUGAGGCGCAGGCGCCGGGCGCCUGCCGACGACGAGGACCCCGGCGCCCAUCAGGACCACCUCGACUACCGAGUCACGCUGGAAGUUUGUGCCAGGUGGCUUCACUCCGGCUCGUCCAACAUGGCCGUGUUAGAGGUGCCGCUUCUGUCUGGCUUCCGUGCCAACCUGGAGAGCUUAGAGAAGCUGUUGAUGGACAAACGGGUCGGCCUGAAAAGGUACGAGGUGGACGGAAGGAAGGUUGUCUUCUACUUCGACGAGAUCCCCAGUCAGUGCAUGACCUGUGUCGGGUUCCAGGCCAUCAGGGAGUACAUUGUGGGCAAGACGGCGCCCCUGGCUGUCAAGGUGUAUGACUAUUAUGAACCAGCGUUCGAGGCCACGCGAUUCUACAACGUGAGCGAGAAUAGCCCCUUGGCCCGCGAGCUGUGCGACGGCACCACCUGCAACGAGGUGGAAAGCUCUGCUAACCAGUGGAUAGGAUUUGCACAGGGGAAUCAGUGCAACAAUGUCUUUGGCUGUCUGGAGGAGGAGCACUUCGAGCGCUGCACCUGCUACCGGGACUGCGGAUAUGAUGGCGAUCCAGUGUGCGGUUCCGACGGUCAGCUGUACCAGAACCAGUGCCAGAUGGAGGCGGCCGCCUGCCGCAACGGGACCCGCAUCGAGCAGAUGCCCCUGGCGCAGUGCCCCCAGAAGCCAGCUACUGAGGAGUGGCAGCCAGUGACAAGGCCGAUGCAAGUGCAGGAACCUGAGGCCACACAGACAGGAACCAGGCCAUAUCCGACCCGUACCAUGAAGCGCGUUUCCAGCUCUUUGAUUUUCCACUCCACAACGGUUAGCUGGGUUUGAAGAGCAGCAGCGGCAUAAAACUGAAAAGAUGCUUGUUUACUGUGUACAUCAUGAUUUACUAUUUACUCAUUUCUGUUGGCAUGUUUGUGAGAAUUGUUAUGUUAGCAUCAAAUACUAGUGGAAUUAGCAUUAGCUUGCAUAAAUUUGCAUUACGAAUCAAUUCUAUUGAGCCAUUCUACUUUUUCCAAGUUCUAAGGCAUUGGGAAUGUGUCAAUACAUUGCGCUUUAUGUUACUACUAAUAAUAAAUAACUAUGUUUCUUCCUUGUCGCCACGUGUUUUGACCAAUCAGAUGAUGGAGUCAUAGCCAGCUCUUUUAAGUCAUGCUUUCAGCACUACUAGUAAGCAGGACCACGUCGGCACAGGUACAGCUUGGGUACUAAUCUGCAAUGAGAAACCGUCUCUUCGCGGUAUGGCUCUGGUACCGCUUGGUUCUUGAUGGGAGUGGAAAAGAGCCAGUAGCACACUUUACAGUGACCUCAUCGUAUUACCUUACAGUGAUGUCAGAGUACACCUUAGUGACCUCAUAAUGCAGCUUACAAUAAGUGACCUCAUGCCAUCCCUGACACUACAUUGUCCCAUCAGUGUCACCGUAGAUCAUCUCAGCUGCUGGGGAGCUGACACACCCAGCUAGUGGGACCAGUUGCAUUGCUCAUGUAUGAAACCCAAAAAGAACAUGGAUUUGUCUGGAUGCGCACAGGAAACUGGAAAAAUAUUAGUUACAUAUUAACAGCUUUGUCGGCCAUUUGCACUGAAAUGGAAGGCUGGACGUCACGUCAAUCUGUGUGAGAAUAUUUAUAGCUCUUAGACAUGUUGUCGCGAGUGUCAGUGUCCCCCCUCCCCAUAGUUUCCUUCAAUGAAACACAGCAUGCGAACCAAAUGGUGGGCGAAGUUGAAACAGCCCCUCCCGUCCAGGCCUGCUGAUUGUGAAGUUCUCCCCAGGCUUGAUUACAUGGGCUGCCACACAGGGCUGUUUGGACUUGCCCCCAUCGGCUUGGGACAGUGAAGAGCAGAGCCCCUGAUACAGUGAGGGCUGGGGUCCAGCCGUGUAAUCACUACAGUGUGCUUGUGCAUAUCACAAGAGCCCCAUUUAAAGACUCGCGCUCUCAUCUUGGCUCUGAAUCAUCCGGCAGGACAUUUGACUGAACAUCUAGAACGUUUGACUCCAGAUUUUUAAUUGCCAUUCAGAGUUGUUGUGAGAUUCCGGAAUUUUUACCAUACAGUAGUAAAAUAGUUCUGCCACAGGGCAUGUAGGAUUUGAAAAGUUCAUUUUGAGGUGCUGGUAUUCCAAAGGAUAGAAACCUGUUUAUUCUGGAAAGAGAGACACACAUGAUCUGUGUAUGUGUGUGGGGGUGGUCCAAGUAUACAUUACAUUGUGGGUACCAAAUGCCCCCACAGUGUGAUUAAAAACCUGUUAUUUUGAUGUUGCGGGGACACAUUUUUUGGUCCCCAAAAGUUUUGUAAAAAUCUGUGACUACAAUCAAAAAACUAAAAAUGCCAAAAGUCUCGUAUUUUGUUUGGUUACUUAUGGUUAAGGUUAGGGCUGGGUCGGGGUUAAGGGUGUCAUUGUUGGGAUUAGACUUUUCCAUAGAAAUGAAUGGAGAGUCCCCACAAAGAUAUAAUUACAAACCUGUGUGUGUGCAGGGGGGUGGGGGUUCUGCAGCCACGCAGAAGCAUCUUUCAUGUGGCCCUGCCUGUGUCAACUUGUUCCCAUCCUGCAGUUCGCAGGGGGCGAGAAUGUGCACUGCAGGGGAGCCGUUAGAUUCAAAAGCCGUUACAGCUGUCGGCAUGAGGGGCGCAGGGCAGCGCGCUGCCAAGUCCGUAACGAAGCAGAUAUACAAUCGCCGUGAAAUACCACAUCUCGGGGAAUUCUUCCACUGACAACUGUGCUGCUAUUGUUUACACGCGCACUAAACCAAGGUUGCUGUUAUGCUGGAGGUUAGAGACGAGUAAGUGACUAACCCCCAGUGAUAGAUUUCAGGGUCUGUAGGCAUCUGUGCUGGGCCUGGCUCUGCUUUCCUGGGCUAUUGUGACCCCUACAGGCGAGACUGGUAAAAUUAUCCCAACAAUAUGUUAUAGGUGUUAGAUGGACUGCAAUAAUAACAAUCAAUAAUCAGUGUUGGAGAAGUUGCUAAUCCAUUAUAGAGAUGGAAAGUUCUGGUCCAGAAAGUACAAAUCCAGACCAAGGUUUUGUUUCAACCAACCAGUUGAGUAUAAAGAGUCACAGUUGCAGAGGACUCAUCUGGAUUUGUACUUUCUGAACCUUCCACCUUUCUCUGUACUGGAUUACUUUUGUGAGUAACUUCCCCGACACUGGGAAUAAUAAUACGUCAUUUGAUGUACUGUGAUUUAUUUUAGCAUAUAUUUGUCAGUGUA